AUGUCCGAGAGCAGCCCGUGGAACGUCGCGCCCGCCGCGGCCGCCAGCAGCCCCGAGGCGGCCAGCCCCUGGGCCGUGUCCCCCUUCCAGACCAGCAACCCCUUCAAGUCGCCCCCGCCAUCCGCCGAGACGGAGCCCGAGCCCGACGUCGUCAGCUCCGCCGUGAUGGAGGACCUGCCGUCGCUGCAGAAGCAGCCGCAGGACGAGGCGCCCACCGUCGCGUCGGCCUGGACCUCGGCCCCCGCGGCUGAGGAGCCCGCGCAGGCGUCGCCCUGGACGACGACGGCCACGGAGCAGGCGGAGCAGGUGCAGGAGGCUGUGGAGGAGGCCGUGGAGGAGACCCCCGCUGUGAUUGAGGAAGUUGCCGCGCCUGUGGUUGAGGAGGUUGCCGAGGUUGUGGUGGAGAAGGAAGUGGAGCCGGAGGUGCAGGAGGAGGUCGUGGAGACGACGACGAGCGCCUGGACGACGGUGCCCGUGCAGGAGGAGCAGCCUGCCAGUGCGUGGACGACUGCGCCUGUGCAGGAAGAGGCGGCCCCCGAGCCGGUUGUGGAGCAGGCUGCGGUGGAGGAAGAGGUCGUGGUGGAGGCCGAAGCUGUCAGCGAACCUGUGAUGGAAGAGGUCGCUGUUGUCGAGGAGCCUGCUGCUGUUGUCGAGGAGCCUGCUGCUGUUGUCGAGGAGGUUGUUGCCGAGGAGGAGGCGCCUGCUGCCACGCCUAGCGCUUGGACCACUGCCCCUGUUCAGGAGGAAACCACGUCGAGCGCGUGGACGACUGCGCCUGUCGUGGAGGAAGCUGCUCCCGUGGUCACGGAGGAGGUGGAGGCCGUUGUGGAAGAGCCUGCUGUUCCUGUUGAGGAGGUUGCGGAGCCGGUGGUGGAAGUUGCCGAGGUCGAGGAGAAAGUCGUCGCAGCACCGGAGGAAGCUGCCCCCGCGAGCCCGUGGACUGCCGCUCCCGUGCAGGAAGAGGUCGUGGAGGUUGCCGCGCCUGUGGAGGAUGUUGUGCCGGUCGAGGAGGUUUCGGCUCCUGUUGUUGAGGAAGAAACACCGGCACCAAUCGAGGUUGUGGAGGAGGUCGCACCUACCCCGGUGGUGGAGGAAGUGGCCGUCGAAGAGGAGGCCCCGGCAACUAGCGCCUGGAACACGACCCCGGUUCAGGAAGAAGCCACCGUGCAGGAGACCCCGGCUGUGGUUGAGGAGGCUCCUGUUGUCGAGGAAGCGCCUGAGCCCGUAGUGGAGACGCCUGAGCCUGUAGUUGAAGCACCCGAGCCUGUGGUUGAAGCGCCUGAGCCUGUUGUGGAGGAGGUUGCCGCCGUCGAGGAUGUGACCACUAGCGCUUGGAACACGGCACCUGUGCAGGAGGAGGUUGUGGAAGAGGUUGCCCCCGUGAAGGUGGAGCCUGUGAAGGAGGAAGUGGCUGCGGUUGUCGCUGAGGUCGCUGCUCCCGUGGAGAAGGUGGCUGCUGUCGUCGAGGCCAAGGUGGAGGAGGAAGCCCCCGCUGCGUCUUCUGCAUGGAAUACCGCUCCGGUCCAGGACGAGGUCAAGGCCGUGGUUGCCAAGGUCGAGGAGGUGGUCGAGCCCGCCAAGGAGGUGGCUGCGGAGCCCGUCCAGGAGCCUGCCGCCGUCGAGAAGAAGGAGGUGGUCGUGGAAAAGGAGGUCGCUGUUGUGGAGACCAAGGGGGCGCCCGUUGCCGCUGUCAAGGAGGUGGUCGUGGCGACGGAGGCGGUGGUGGAGGACGCCAGGAUCGAUAAGAAGGCCAUCGCGAACGCCUUCGACGGCGUGGCCAGCUACAAGACGGACAGCGUGGCCAAGGUCACCAAGGUGCCGAGCAUUGAAGCCGCCGCGGCUAAGUCGGCGGACGCCCCUGGCGCUUGCGGCGCCUGCGGCAUCGCCAGCUGCAGCAUCAUGUAG
This is a messenger RNA of Phytophthora sojae, 1905 nucleotides long. RefSeq lists its product as hypothetical. The record is from RefSeq and is a predicted model, not a curated record. The transcript is spliced from 2 exons. The coding region runs from base 1 to 1905 and encodes 634 amino acids. Lineage: Eukaryota; Oomycota; Peronosporomycetes; Peronosporales; Peronosporaceae.